Molecule: messenger RNA, 1501 nt
Organism: Camelina sativa (false flax)
Lineage: Eukaryota; Viridiplantae; Streptophyta; Magnoliopsida; Brassicales; Brassicaceae
Source: RefSeq, a predicted model, not a curated record
AUGGUUCUGGGUCGGGAUGAUCCUGAACUGUUCAUACCUCAUUCUGCCUAUGCUCGAGGUUUGGCUAGGAACAGACUGAGCUUGAUUGGGAAACCCCUGAACCUAAGAGAUCAACCGCUGAAGGGUGUGAUUCAGGAGUUACCACGCUUAUGGGGUGUAUCUUCGAGAGUUCAUGGCCGUAUACCGGAUGACAGCUUUGUUCAGUUUCGUUUUCAACUAGAAGCAGACCUGGUGUCAGUGCUGCGAGCACAACUUUGGUUGUAUAAUGAAUGGUUUGUGGCGUUACAGAGAUGGGAAGACUUCCCCCGCGAAGAUUUUCUUACUUUCAUCGACCUUUGGGUUCAGUUACGUGGAAUCCCUCUGCCAUAUGUUUCUGAAAGAACUGUAAGCUUUAUAGCUAACACUCUAGGAGAUGUUGUUGAACUCGGUUUCAAUGAAGACACUACAUAUCAGAUUGCCUUUCUUCGGGUUAAAGUCAUAAUUAUCUUUACGGAUAGAAUCCGUUUUUUUAGAUGUGUUCGUUUUCAAUCUGGAGAAAAAGCCAUGAUUGGGUUUGAGUAUGAAAAGCUCACGCUCUGCAGUAACUGCAGUCGGAUAAAUCAUCACACUCGAUUCUGUCCCUUUUCAAUGGCUUCUGGUAUAAUACAAGAGCAAAACUUCAACACCUUUCUGGCUCCCCCGGUUAACCCGGCAGACGAAGAUGAUGAACAUGUGCUUUCUGAGAGUUCUGAUAUUUCAUCAUACUCGCCUAUCUCUCAACCUCCUCGACCUCCCUCUCCUAUGAACAAUGAAGAAGGAACUGUUGUUAUGCACCCUAUACGCAACCUCGCUGAUAUCAAGGAGUCCAUGGGAUCCAAUUCAGUCAAAGUUUCUCAACCCAAAACAGGUUUGAAGUAGGAGAAAGUUCCAAAAGGAAAAAAAGAAAGGAGAUUGAUACAGACCAGGCGAGGAAUACUCGUCUCCGUAGCAAGGUUACUGGAAUCAAGUUUUACCCAAUACCCUCUAACCCUCCUUGAAUGUCUUCCCUCGGGUGCUAGAUACAGAGAUCGGUGAUUGUGGUCUCUGAAAAGGUCUUGAUUAUUUAAGUUGCACUUAGUUGUUUCCAACUCUCUAGAAUAAUGAUCUUUGUAUAGUUUUAGGAUCGUUUGUUCUUUUUGGUGAUAGGUAUUUUGGGAAGAUAAAAGACAUAAAAGAAAAGUAUGUUGAUCUUCUACUGAUUACUUUUUGGAACUUUUCGGUUACUAAGUCUCUGAAGGAUGCAGCUUGAUGUGUAAGAACCUCUCAUAACCAAAGCUUAUGAUGGAAGCUAUAAGAUCAACUACAGUCUCAGAUUGGAAGUAUGGUCUUAUUGAGAGAGUUAUGAAAUCUCCUUGGUUCUUCAUAUUUUGCAUCGGUUUGAAUUAGUAGCUGAUUAUGCUGUUUCUACUGAUGUAACUUACAGUUUAAUGUUUUAAUUCUCAGCAGUUUGGUUGUGUUUUAGUGGAGUUUUUUCCACUGCUCU